Paramecium primaurelia is the source of this 756-nucleotide messenger RNA. The record is from the annotation of a GenBank genome assembly. Lineage: Eukaryota; Ciliophora; Oligohymenophorea; Peniculida; Parameciidae.
AUGUCAGAUGUAAAUAAAAUAAGAACUUAUAAAUAAAGAACUUCUGUUCAAUCAAAAAGUUAAAAGUUAAAUUCAGAAAGGUUAAAUAAUAUAAAUAAAUUAUAUUAGACGAUCUCUUAAUACAGAUUUGAAUAAUUAUGUUCCAAAAUAACCUACAUGGACAUAAAAGUGUUUAAAAAAUACUAAAAGAAGUUCAUUCAAUGAUUCAAUAGAAUAAGACAAAAGAGGAUCUAUGAGUACUGUAGCCACAUUAACAACAAUGAGCACAGAUUUUUAAGUAUAAGAUGAUGAUCCAAUUGAAGAAAUGACUUCUUCUAGUGAUGAAUCUUAAAGUAAUAUAAAAUUCAAGACAGAAAUGUGUAAAAAUUGGAGUCUUCUUGGUAAAUGCAAUUAUAGUAAUAAAUGUUAAUUUGCACAUGGUGAAAAUGAGAAAAUAAGUAGACAAUCUAAUAUAAAAUAUAAAUCUAAAUUAUGUAGAUCAUUUCAUUAAGAAUAUGUUAUAUCUAUUAAUAUAAUUAGGUUUGUUUUUAUGGAGCUAGAUGUUAAUUUAUUCAUGAAAGUAGAAGUGUAGAACAAAUUAAGAAAGAUUACAAAUCUUAAACAGUUUUUUAUUAACCAAGUUCGUAUUAAUUAAGAUUGAAAUCUCUAUAAUCAAUUACAAGUGAUUGGAAAUAAUAAAUUCCAUUUUAAGAAUGCUUAAAAUAAUGGAUGACAAAAUUAUUAAUUUAAAUCAAUCUUUCUUCAAGUAGUGAAUGA